Plasmopara halstedii is the source of this 1568-nucleotide messenger RNA. RefSeq lists its product as uncharacterized. The transcript has a single exon. The record is from RefSeq and is a predicted model, not a curated record. Lineage: Eukaryota; Oomycota; Peronosporomycetes; Peronosporales; Peronosporaceae. Bases 1081 to 1434 code for a protein of 117 amino acids.
UUUAUCACAAAUACGGUUAACACGCGGAUGAGACCCCCUGCUCGGCAAAUUUUCAUUCUAUUGGCGAAAAGAUCCGAAUAUGACAUGACCACUGGUUCAACACUACGGUUUUUCAUCAUCGAAUGCUUCUGUUUAUUCGACUAUUUACUUUGUUACUCUUGCUCUUUGUGUGACCAUUCUUCGAUAAGUACUUUUAACGCCGUUUGGGAGCCUCUACAACCUUGCGGCAAUUCUGAUACGUGGCGUUUGUAUGCUGGCAUUAGGCGCCUUAAUUAGCAUUGGAUGCACUGUUGAGUCUGCAAGAUGUCACUUUAUGCUCCUCAGACAUAGUAGAUCGCUCCGAAAUUCUCCAGAACGUACUGGAGACAAAGGUGGACAAUGCACUGAUUUUGAUCGGCAAUGUAUUAAUUUUGAUUUGGAUACGUCGGGCCACGCACUCAGAAGUAUUGAAGAGCCGCAGCUAUUCGUGUAUUCUUGCUAAAGUACUCGCUGGCAUUCUCGCACAAAAUGACCUUUGUAUGAUUUUAAUUACGUCUCCCACCUCACACGCUUUCUUGUAAAAGGUACUUGCUUGCAUGAGGUGGCAAACAAUAGCUUUACCGUUCUCGUAGUCGAUCGAACGCCACUUCAGUGUCCAUCACGAUAAAUGGGUACAAGACCAAGACGAUUGUCUGUGUUCAUUAAAAACAUUUUAAAAGCUCACGUUUUGGUUCUUGGUCGCCAAGUCUGGCGUAAAGAGCGUUGACGACACCGAUACGACUCUGUGAUUGCUCAUUUUGGAUAUGACCGAUAAGGUGGAUCAUCAGAAACUCUGCUGCUCUGAUCGACAAAAGAAACCGUAACAAACCCAAAAAUCUCACCAAUAUUCAUCUUCACUGUGGUCAUUACGCUCACAGACCCUAGCCUCAUUGCUACAUGUCCACAAUGGAAAGAACCGUAAUUUAUUGAUUCUCGUGGGAGUCUUGGUAAUUUGUCACACCAUCGUCGUAAUUCUUCUGAGUAAAUAUUUUCAGCUUUCUGUAAGUUCACAACCUUUUCUUUUGGAAGUGUUUCAAUCAAUUUGAUAAGUAAAUUUAAGUAAUGGUGAUUAAGAAAGAAGGGAGCAUUUUUCUUUAUCGUCGUAGCAGUGUCAGUGAUAACGACUUUGUCGAAGAAGCUUUAACUUGCUUUAUUCUCGCAAUUGUUUCAAGCUUACGUUCUAUAAAUCGGCUCUUUGGUUCCUGCAUUCGAACUCUUCAUUCUUACCUGAUUGCUUCACGAUUUUGUUUUCCUUCUAGUAUUCGGUCGACCUAUCCGUUUCACGCUUGCACGACCGUAAAAUUUUCAAUUCAAUGUUUCGGUGUCAAAUCUGCAGUUAUUAUUUUCGGGCUCACUGUCAUCACCGAGAAUUGUGCUACUUAUGCGCAACGAAUGAGUCGACACGUAAGUGAUUGAUGUCAUGUAUCACCGCUCCGAAGUCAUUCACCGACAUGUCGAACUCAUCAUCAAAUGGACUGAUGACUUUUGCGUUUGGAAUCUUCUAACACAUCAAAAUUUUAGUGUUGAAGAUAUGAUUUGUCGAAAACUGA